UUGCUAUAAUUAUGGAAAGGAGUAUCGUAAUAAUUUUUUUUCACCUAAUUUUGGUGUUGCACGGUGAAGAAAUGAUGAACGACUUUCCACUGAAUGUUGGAAAGGAAAUUUCCGGAGUGCUCAAUAAAGUAGAAGAAGCGACUCCUCUUGCGCCUAUUUUUGAUUUGUUCGGUAGAAGAAGCGGAGGAGUUGUACCAUCGACACCGGUUAGAUUUGGAGGUCUUAUACCUAGAGGAAAAAAAACAACUGCAAUUCCACUGAAUCCUACAGACACUACGCCUUCGAUUAUGCUUACUUCAUCGGCAACAGAAGCAGAGGAGACAACUAGAGCAGGUAUUCGAGGUGGUGGGCUAAUUCGUCGAACGAAAGCAACAACUACCACAACAGCAAUUACACCUACUGUAUCAAUGACGGAAGCAUCAGAGGAUGAAACACCUAAAGCCAGUCUGCGAGGUGGAGGUCUAGUUCGUAGAACGAAACUAACUACCACCACAACAACAGUGGGGCCUAUUGUAACUACCGAGGAAUUAGGGAACGACGAGGAUGGAACUACUCAGUCCGGUAUACGAGGAGGAGGAUUAGUUCGUCGAACAAAACCAACUACUACCACAACAACAGUUGCUCCUACUACAUCAGUUGGUGACACAGAGCAAGUAACAACGGAGACAGCGCAAUGGGGUGGGGGACUAAUUCGAAGAACAAAACGACCAACAACAGUAUCAACUCCAACUCAACCUGCAACCGUUCAGGGGCCGCCUCUAACACCGCCACCAACAGGUUUAGCGGCAGACAUAGGAAAUCACACCUUUAGCAAAGAUGGAGUUAAAUUCGAAAGAUGGAGUUUGGCCGGAACACUCGAUACCAUUGUAACCAUACCGAAGGUCGCUAUUAAAGCAGACAUCCCAACGAUCUUAUCCAUCGAAGAAAUCGAUGUGGUAGCUACAGGCGUAACAGUUUCAGACGAAAUUAAAUACGACGUCUUUUUGGACAAAGAUGGAAGAACCACGAUUAAACUCGCGAUACCGAAGGGUGUAGCUCCAAGCCGAGUGGAAAUCAAAAAGGGCGAUGACGACAUCACUAUAAACGUAGCAACAACACUAGACGGGCUUUUUUCUGAAGCAACUGGCCCUUCAUCUUCAAUGAAAUUUGAAUCAUCAGAGCUCAAUGCCGAACAUAUCACUACCAUUACCUUACCUUUCGGUUUCAAGACGGCGACAAAGGGAAUAACCUAUACGAUCGAUGGCAUACAAGAUGUCGACCUAAUACCAUCAAAUACUAUUGUUAAUCUUGGCGAUCUGUCUCCUUCCAAAGGUGCGACUGAAACUGGAGUAAACUACGAAGUACUUGAGGAUGAUAAUAAAAAAAUUGUAGUCAAAAUUAUGGUACCUUCAAAAAAACCACCAGUUGCACAAGGUUUCGCCAUAAAUUCAAAACCGGUCGUUUAA
Photinus pyralis (common eastern firefly) is the source of this 1445-nucleotide messenger RNA. Its product is annotated as cell wall protein DAN4-like. The record is from RefSeq and is a predicted model, not a curated record. The coding region runs from base 12 to 1445 and encodes 477 amino acids. The transcript is spliced from 20 exons. NCBI's taxonomy places the organism in Eukaryota, Metazoa, Arthropoda, Insecta, Coleoptera, Lampyridae.